This is a messenger RNA of Penicillium mononematosum, 1008 nucleotides long. RefSeq lists its product as uncharacterized. NCBI's taxonomy places the organism in Eukaryota, Fungi, Ascomycota, Eurotiomycetes, Eurotiales, Aspergillaceae. The transcript has 6 exons. The record is from RefSeq and is a predicted model, not a curated record. The coding region runs from base 1 to 1008 and encodes 335 amino acids.
AUGCUGGCUACGACGGUAGUCGAAGUCUCCGCCCACCUAAACAUAAUCCCCUUGGACUAUAUCACCCCCAUCCCGAAGACACGAGUCUCCUUCCACCCAAAACCACACGCAGUCUCCCCAAAACCUGGAACCACCUACACCCAUCCCGACACACCGGCAAUAUGUCCCACAUCAACCCGCCUAAAGGCAGAAGAAAUAAUGAACAUCGUGGAGUGCUACGGCUCCCACGAGUGCACAACCCCAGCUGGUGAAUGGCUGGUUCUGGGUGCGCUUCCAGAUUUGGGGGAUGAGCUUGGGUUGGCGCGGUUGGUGAAUCUUUGUCGGGAUAUUAAGGCUGUUUACCCGCCUGGUGCGGUUGUGGUUAUUGUUACGGAUGGGAUUUGCUACAAUGAUCUUACGGGGAUUUCUGAUGAGGAGGUCUGGGAGUAUGGGAAUCGACUGCGGAAGAUCGCUGUUGAGAAGGGAUAUGCUUGUAUUCAGUUCCAUCGUAUUAUGAAUAUGCUGGGUCUUUAUACUGCCCAGAUUUCCAAAUCCGAUUAUGUGAAGCUCUGUGGUCUAUCGAGGGCUGAACUUCAUCGACGAUGUGGACGGCCGGAGUUCGAUGUCGAUAAGUUUUUGAAAAGUGACGAGGAUUAUCUGAGGACAUAUAACGGAUACGACAAGUUCAUGAAAGUCGAUCUAAAAUUCAGCCCUGUGACCAAAGAUUGCGCUGGCCCCAAGCAAUAUAAGAAGAAGAUCAAAAGUAUUGCAAAGGAAAUGAUUGCCCGCGGAGUGGAGUACGCGGAGCUCAAGUUUGACCUCAUUAAGAAGGAUGGUCAACCAUAUUUCUUCCGUGAGAGCUCGCCGCUCUUCAAUUGGAACGCCAGUGUUGAUUUUGAGCAUCAUUAUGGGCAAAAUUUGGUUGUUAGGGUACGGAAACAGAUGGAUCAAGAACUAUCUGACUCGGAUUUGGACAAGUUGGCACAUUUGGCAAUCCAACAGAAGAGUGUGUCCUUUGUCUAUGUAUAA